This is a messenger RNA of Solanum dulcamara, 1225 nucleotides long. RefSeq names its product putative homeobox-leucine zipper protein ATHB-51. The coding region runs from base 258 to 1004 and encodes 248 amino acids. The record is from RefSeq and is a predicted model, not a curated record. NCBI's taxonomy places the organism in Eukaryota, Viridiplantae, Streptophyta, Magnoliopsida, Solanales, Solanaceae. Gene Ontology annotation, molecular function: sequence-specific DNA binding; DNA-binding transcription factor activity, RNA polymerase II-specific. Gene Ontology annotation, cellular component: nucleus. Gene Ontology annotation, biological process: positive regulation of DNA-templated transcription. The transcript is spliced from 3 exons.
UCCACAAGUGUAGUAAACUCUCCCUACAACAUCUUCUUAUCAUUUUUCACUUUUGUUUCUUCAAAAAUAACCAAGAAAGUUUUCAAACUUUAUCAAUAAGACAAAACCAUAAAACCCCCUUCUUCUUUUUUUAUUAUUUUUAGGUGGUCCAUAGUUUUGAGUACUAGAAAAAGAAAAGAGUAGUUAUCAAUAUAUUGAGGGGGUUAGAAUUUGUGUGUUUUCUUGAAACUUUGCCUUGUUUGGAAGUAAGCAAAAAUAUGGAGUGGAAUGGGAAUAUUAGACCUUUUGUUUCAAGACCAGUUCUUGAUAAUUCUCUCAAUUUUCUCUACAACUACAAUUAUGACCAAUAUCCAGGUAUGGAAAUGAAACAUGCAAUGCAAACAGAAAAUGGUGGAGUACAACUCCCAACAAUGGACAACAAUAACAACAACAACUUUGUACUCAAUCAUCAUCAAUUGGACAAGAAGAAAAGAUUGUCAAGUGAUCAAUUAGAGUCACUAGAAAACAGUUUCCAAGAAGAAAUAAAACUUGAUCCAGACAGGAAAAUGAAAUUGGCUAAAGAACUUGGAUUACAACCAAGACAAAUUGCUGUUUGGUUCCAAAAUAGGAGAGCUAGAUGGAAGGCUAAACAACUUGAAAGACUCUAUGAUUCACUUAAACAAGACUAUGAUGUUGUUUCAAGGGAAAAACAAAAGCUCCAAGAUGAGGUAUUGGCAUUAAGAGCAAUUUUGAAGGAACAAGCCACAAAGAAACAAGUAAAUUCCACAGUUUACACUGAAAUAUCAGGUGAAGAGACAGUUGAAAGCACAUCAAUGCCAAGUUUCAACAAGACAAUUACAAGGGGAAUUACUACAAGUAACCAUCAGAAUAGUAAUAAUAAUAAUAUUACUAAUAACAAUAACAAUAAUAAUAUGGCUGAAUGUAGCUAUGUUUUUAAUAAUGUUGUAGAUGGGCUUAAUCCAGUGAUGCCACCUUAUUGGGCCUCUUUGCCAACAUAUCCAUGAAGAGAGAUUAAUUAACUUAAUUAUGCUGCUUCUAAUUAAUUUGCUAGGUUUAGUUUUCUCUUUAAUUAGCACUAAAACAGAUUAAUUAGAAUUAAAGAAUAGGAGAGUAGCAGAGUUAGUUUGAUAAGUUGAUGUUAUAUUUAAGAUUAGCAGUACUGAGUGGUUUUUAUUAGUGUAAUUGUAAGGUUUAACUACUCUUUUGUUGUAUUUACAUUAAUGUC